GGCUGACGCGAAGAGGAGGAAGAGGAGAGGAGGCUCCGCCCACUCUGCCUAUUGCGGGAAGGAAGCGGGUUGGGAUCCGACGUUUCUAGGAUGGAGGGCGGGUCUGUGUCCAACGUGGAGGCUUGUAACUUGGCCUACGCGGGGCGCCUGGGGGAACUGAAGGAGCGGCUGGCUGCCAACCGGACCUUGGCAACGCGCGCGGACCAGGAUAACAGGACACCCCUACACUGGGCAUGUUCAGCUGGACAUACAGACAUUGUUGACUUCUUACUAACCCUGGGAGUGCCUGUUAACAACAAAGACGAUGCUGGCUGGAGUCCUCUGCAUAUCGCUGCUUCUGCUGGCCGAGAUGAAAUUGUGAAGGCUCUCAUUAGGAAAGCUGCUCAGGUGAAUGCUGUCAAUCAAAAUGGCUGCACACCUCUGCAUUAUGCAGCAUCCAAAAAUAAGCAGGAGAUUGCAGUGAUGCUGCUGGAGAAUGGAGCUAAUCCAGAUGCAAAGGAUCACUUGGAAUCUACUCCAUUACACAGAGCAGCCUCCAAAGGAAACCUGAAAAUGAUACAGAUCCUUUUGAAGCACAAAGCUUCUGCCAAUCUACAAGAUUCAGAGGGAAACACAGCUCUCCAUUUAGCCUGUGAUGAAGAGAGAGUAGAUGAAGCUAAACUACUGGUGUCGCACGGGGCAAGUAUAUAUAUUGAGAACAAAGAAGAGAAGACCCCACUGCAAGUCGCGAAAGGUGGCCUGGGAUCCAUACUUAGGAGGCUAGUUGAAGGCUAGCAGUAUCAGUCUAUUCUAUUUUUGAUGAACAUACUAAAGACUGUUCACUGUCUUGAAGUUGGCUUUAACUGUCACAACUUGAAUUUUUAUUGUACUACAUUUCUCUACAUCUUCCUUGGCCAAACAAAACUUUUAAUUUCUUCUUACUAAGUUUAUCGUUGGGUUUUUUUUAAAAAAAAAAAAAGCUCUGCUUUUCCUGUAGAAGAAACCCAUCUUCUCAUCCUGGUUGUAGCAAUCUUUUUUGCAUACAUCUGCUUAUAAGACCAGGCAAUAAUCAGUAUUCCUCAAGCCAGUUCAUGGAACUACAGAUUCUUGUUCUCAGUGAAAGUGAUCUGAUCUCUUUCUUCAGUUCAAAUGUCAUCAUGGUUGUAUGAAAUGAAAUGCGGGGGGAGAGAAUGGGGCUCUGUGCCCACCAAAGGCCCAGAAACUGGAGGGUACCUGACCCUGUGUAAAAGUUUUGUGGUGGAGGAGUUUACUUUGGUGUAAAACUCAAUGGAAUUGUUAUUUGCAGAAAUCAGUUGGUUCCAUCUUAUUCCCAGUAUAGGGGGAGAAUGACAGGAAUCGAGCUUUAGGAGAAGGUAGUGGGCUUAAUUCAGCCUUAACAAUGGUAGACCUAGGAAGGCUGCAAGCAGAAAUAGUUCUACUUCUGAAUAAAGAUCAAGUGCUGCGACACCUUAACACAUUGGCAGGGUUGCUAUACCAUGAACUCGCGUAGAGAACUGUCAAUUUCAAUAGACUGUUUCUUAAACAAAAUAUGACUGUCUGUAACCUCUUCCUAGAUGUUGUUGAGCAAUAUUUUAAACAAACAAACAAAAGUCCUAGUUUUUGCCAGUAAGAGCUUACAUUUGUUAGGAUCAUCUGCUGGCCAAGUUGUGACUGUUUCUCUGUUUCUUCCCUUCUUCCCUCAUGGUGGUUUUGAGCUGUGCAGCUUAAUGCAAAGAGCUUUAUACAACCAGAGUGAUUUGUUAUGCCUUAAGCUACUUAUAAUAAAAUAUUAUUUGCUCCUUAA
Rhineura floridana is the source of this 1783-nucleotide messenger RNA. It is a transcript of the gene PSMD10, whose product is annotated as proteasome 26S subunit, non-ATPase 10. NCBI's taxonomy places the organism in Eukaryota, Metazoa, Chordata, Lepidosauria, Squamata, Rhineuridae. The record is from RefSeq and is a predicted model, not a curated record. Gene Ontology annotation, molecular function: protein binding. Bases 91 to 774 code for a protein of 227 amino acids. The transcript has 5 exons.